Messenger RNA from Coprinopsis cinerea okayama7#130, 459 nucleotides. RefSeq lists its product as hypothetical. Lineage: Eukaryota; Fungi; Basidiomycota; Agaricomycetes; Agaricales; Psathyrellaceae. The transcript has 2 exons. Bases 1 to 459 code for a protein of 152 amino acids. The record is from RefSeq and is a predicted model, not a curated record.
AUGACAACCGAAAUCAAGCGCUCAAUCUGGAUCGGCGAGGAUGGUACCCGCCGUCCCCCGCCACCUUUGAAGAUCUCGUUGAAGAACCCAGGUUUGUUCAACUGGGACCCCGAAAGGGGGAAGAAAGUACGACCCCGUGUCUUCGCCAUACCUCUCAUGGAGGAAGUCAUCGACAAAUUCAUGGAAAAGUACUGCCCCGACAUCGAGCCUGGCCUUCAACGCUCCCUUGACUUUGUGAAGGAGUUCAGGCCGUUUUUCCCGCCUGAAAUAUACCGGUUGGCGUGCAUCAUCGUUCCUCUACCGGGAAGGGCUCUUUGGGAGCCCCUGGGUCUCGUCAUUGCGAGUAACUUGGAUGCAGAGGAUAUGGCGCGCGCAGAGGACGAGGAACUGAUCAAGAAAUGUCAAGAAAUUCUUGGAGUAACGACACCGCCAGCGUGGUACCAUUACCAAAACCCCUAG